AUGGACCGACAGCCAUAUCUCAAUCGUUACAGCGGGACCUCAACAGUCCCCACCGAAACCAAAUCCCCAAUCACAACCAUCCAACCAGAAGACAUUCCAUCCCAAACACCCUGGUAUAACCCACGAGGCUGGUCCCUAUGCACGAAACUCAUCGCCAGCACAAUAGCCAUAGUCACCAUCUUGGCUGUAAUACUCAUCCCCGUCGAAAUAAUCCAAAACAGAUACCCAGAUUACACACCCCUCAACUACACCCUCGCAGACACAUACUCCGGUCCAACCUUCUUCGACCAAUUUACCUAUUUCACAGAUGAAGACCCAACAAAAGGUUUCGUCGUCUACGUCAACAAAUCAAUGGCAAGACAUCUUAACCUCACUUAUGCAGCUGAGAACUCGGCAAUCCUACGCGUAGACGCAUCGACACCCCAUGCCCGGUCUGGUCGGAACUCGGUUCGCGUCGAGUCGAGGAAUACCUAUGAUUCAGGUCUUUUUGUCUUCGAUAUCAUUCAUACUCCUUUUGGAUGCGCGACUUGGCCGGCGUUGUGGUUAACGGAUGGAUAUAAUUGGCCGGGGAAUGGGGAGAUCGAUGUGCUCGAAACUACCAAUCUUGGAAGUCAUGGCAAUGAAGUCUCCAUUCAUACUACCAAGGGGUGUAAGAUGGAUGUCAAGCGCAAACAGACUGGUCAGGGGAUCUUUACGAAUUGUGAUAAUGUCACGAACGGGAAUUCGGGGUGUGGUGUCAUCGGGGAUGAGUAUACUUAUGGGGAGGUUAUGAAUAACCGGGGUGGAGGUGUUUAUGUGCUUGAGCUCCGUGAUGCGGGCAUUCGCGCUUGGUUCUUUCCGGCUGGAGCUGUUCCUGGUGAUAUCACGGAGGGAAAUCCGGAUCCAAGUCGCUGGGGGAUCGCGCUGGCGGAUUUCCCCGGUACUGAUUGUGAUAUUGCGGCGCAUUUCAAGAAUCUGAGUAUCAUUAUCAAUAUUGAUCUCUGUGGUGAGCUUGCUGCUCAGAAGCAGUAUUACGAUACUUUGUAUCAUUGUCCGGCGACUUGUUCGGGUUUCGUUGCGACCAAUCCUGGCAGCUUUGUUGAUGCUUAUUGGGAGUUCAGGAGUUUCAAGGUAUAUCGUGCCUCUUGA
Messenger RNA from Penicillium coprophilum, 1128 nucleotides. Its product is annotated as glycoside hydrolase family 16 protein. The record is from RefSeq and is a predicted model, not a curated record. The transcript has a single exon. Bases 1 to 1128 code for a protein of 375 amino acids. Gene Ontology annotation, molecular function: hydrolase activity, hydrolyzing O-glycosyl compounds. Gene Ontology annotation, biological process: glucan catabolic process. Lineage: Eukaryota; Fungi; Ascomycota; Eurotiomycetes; Eurotiales; Aspergillaceae.